CAUGGAGUGCAUUCCAUUAGGGAGUGAAGAGAGUGCCAAGAAGGGUCCACCUGAAAAUGUUUCAUCCGAAAGCCUUGAAGAUUUCAUACGCACACUACCAACAAGAGAAGGGUGGUCACAACCAAUGGUUCUAUACAAGAACUACUGGUGCAGACCUCACCUGAUUGGUAAGAUCAUGCAACUUCAGGACUCCUUCAAGCCCCGCUACAAAGACAUCAUCCUCGCCACGCAACCCAAAUGCGGCACAACCUGGUUGAAAGCCCUUGCCUUCACAAUUACCAACCGUUCUCGUUACAGCUUCACCGACCACCCUCUCCUCACUAGCAAUCCUCAGUACCUCGUGCCAUUCAUCGAGAUCCCUGAUAAUGGCAGGGACCACACCUACCUUGAAACACUCCCUUCCCCAAGGCUCCUCUCCACACACAUGCCAUUGUCGAUGCUCCCACCAGAGACUAGCUCGCACGGCUGCCGGCUCGUGUACCUAUGUCGGGAACCCAAAGACGCCCUGGUGUCAAGGUGGCACUUCGAGAAUAGGAUAGUGGAGGGUUCCAACAUAGAGCUGGUAAAAGCUUUCGAUAUGUUCUGCGAAGGAUUCUCCCCUUCUGGCCCGUUCUGGAACCACUGCCUCGAGUACUGGAAGGAGAGUCUAGCAAGGCCCAAUGAGGUUCUUUUCUUGAAAUAUGAAGAGAUCAAGUCGCAUCCAGAGCAGGUCGUUCGGCAGCUUGCGAAGUUCCUGGGAGUGCCACUCACCGAAGAGGAGGAAAGCUCCAGCGUUGCUGAGAAGAUGGUGAAACUUUGCAGCUUUGAAAAUCUUACUAGCCUGAAGGUUAACCAGACUGGAGGUGUUGACCAUGGCAACAAGAUUUAUGUCGAGAAUUCCGUGUUCUUUAGGAAAGGCAAAGUAGGGGACUGGGCGAACCACAUGAGUGAGGAGAUGGCAGAAAAGUUAGACCAUGUCGUCGAACAGAUGCUGAAAGGAUCUGGACUAGCCUUCUAAUUUGUGCUAGAAUGUAAUCUUUCUUCUCUUUUCAAAGGUCUGGAUAGUGUUUCUUCUCCAGACUACCUUUCUUUAUUCUUGGGCUUGUUGAGCUGUUCCCCCAGCAUGACCCUCUAUUGUUUCCGUGCUUUGAUUGC
Messenger RNA from Triticum dicoccoides, 1134 nucleotides. Its product is annotated as cytosolic sulfotransferase 5-like. The record is from RefSeq and is a predicted model, not a curated record. Lineage: Eukaryota; Viridiplantae; Streptophyta; Magnoliopsida; Poales; Poaceae. The transcript has a single exon. Bases 2 to 997 code for a protein of 331 amino acids. Gene Ontology annotation, molecular function: sulfotransferase activity.